Molecule: messenger RNA, 2161 nt
Organism: Paralichthys olivaceus (Japanese flounder)
Lineage: Eukaryota; Metazoa; Chordata; Actinopteri; Pleuronectiformes; Paralichthyidae
Source: RefSeq, a predicted model, not a curated record
AUGACGAUCACCAACUUCAACCAUGGCUGCGUUUCCAUGGCGACAGGCUUUGCAACAGGUCUGUGGGAGGUGAAAGACUGUGCUUCAUCGAAGGCGAAAUUCAUCUGUAGACAGAACCAGGACACGUCUCUGAGCCCCGAGCCGCCCGUCCCCCAGCCUACCCCAAGUCUCAGUGGCUCCUGUCCCAGGGGCUGGAAGAGCAACAGUUACCUGCGCUACUGCUACAAGUUGUUUUAUUCCUCGCAGCAGGAGAAGAAGAUGAGCUGGCUGCAGGCUAACCUCUUCUGCCGGAGACACGGAGCCGACCUGCUGAGCAUCAGCGGCCCGGACGAAGAGCACUUCGUCUUUCAGGUCCUCCAUGAGACCUUCGGGAUAUCCGAGGACCAUGAGCAGCAUUGGUUUUGGAUUGGCCUCAACCGCAGGAACCCCAUGGACAAUGGUAGUUGGAAGUGGAGCGAUGGAUUGGCUUUCACGUACCAGAACUUCGGCCGGUACUACUAUAACAUUCGGCAGUGUGCUGCAGCAGACUUGGGCACAACAACAUGGCUGGCCAUGCACUGUGACUCAGAGCUAGACUGGAUCUGCAAGAUCCCCAGAGGUACUGUUGAGAAGGAACCAGAAGUCUCUGAAGGCACCAGUUCGCCCGAGUGGAUUCCCUUCCAGGAGGCUGAGUAUAAAUUUUUUGACCACCGCUCCACUUGGGACCAGGCCCAGAGGAUUUGCUCCUGGUUUGACUCCUCGCUGGCAUCCGUCCACUCAGCUGAGGAAGACGCUUUCCUGGCCAGCACUUUACACAAGAUGGUGAAAGCAGAGGGUGAUAACUGGUGGCUGGGACUUCACACCUACGAAAACAACGGCCGUUUCCACUGGUCUGACCACUCAGUGCUCAAUUACGUGUCCUGGGCCCUCGGGAGGCCGCAUCCACUCAGCCGUGAUCGCAGAUGUGUUCACAUGUCGGCCAACAAAGCGGACUGGGCCGACCAGAAAUGUCACUCUGACCUGCCCUACAUCUGUAAAAGAGUGAACGUCACAGGCACCAUUCCUCCAACUCCAUCAUCCCCCCACCCACCCGCAGGCUGCCCGGAUGGAUGGGCGUCCUAUCAGCAUAAGUGUUUCAGGGUGUUUGAUCAGUCAUACCGGGUCACAUGGUCUGCGUCCAAGUUGAGGUGUGAGACUCAGGGAGGGGUGCUGGCAGUGGUGACCAAUCAUCUGGAGCAAGCCUUCGUCACCACCCUGCUGAACAACGCCAGUGUUGACCUCUGGGUGGGUUUGACCUCAGACUCCAAAGGUCACUUCCAGUGGGCCAAGACUGGCCUGCUCAGCUACACCAACUGGGGCCCUGGGGAGCCACUCGACAACAGCGGACCGCACCAAAACAAGACUCGGGGAAACUGCGUGGUGAUGAUUCAUGGGAACCCGCAGAAGAACGCCGGCAUGUGGGCCUCCCGAGCCUGUGAGAUGGAGAAUAAUGGUUACAUUUGUCAAAGGCAUCAAGACCAAGGUCUGCCUCCCGCGCCUGCCCUGAUUCCUGCCUCCCUGUCGAAGCCUGUGGAGUUGGGCGGAGUGACAUAUCGUGUGGUGGAGAAGCGCCUGGACUGGACCGGUGCUUUGCACCUGUGUGAAUCUUUGAAUGGGACUCUGGCCAUGGUGAAGGAUCCCUACCAGCAGGCGUACCUCACACUGCUGAUCAACCGCCUGCACCGGCCGGCCUGGGUGGCUCUCUACAACUACGGAGGACGGAGCUUCACCUGGCUGGGUGAAGAAGAAGUGUCGUAUUCCAACUGGAAUUAUGGGGAGCCCAAUCACAUGGCUGGAUGCGGUCACAUGACCAUUAAUGGGCAGUGGACCAUUACUCCCUGUGAUACUAAACUGGAUGCUGCAAUCUGUCAAAUUAGUGACGAGCCUGUGAGUCACCAAUGGAUCUACCCUGGCAAGUGUCCCAACUCUGUAGGGGAUUGGGCCUGGGUGCCUUUCAGAAACCACUGUUACGCCUUCAACCUGCAAACCCUUAGACUACAGCAGGAUGCUCGCAUGUCCUGUAAAAAAGAGGGAGCAGAGCUUCUCUCUAUCUUGGAUGAGACGGAGAACGGAUUUGUGUCGGAACACAUCCAGAGCUAUGCGGAGCAGGCACAUGGAGCUUGGCUGGGCAUCAGCGUGAAAG